Messenger RNA from Drosophila hydei, 14550 nucleotides. It is a transcript of the gene LRP1, whose product is annotated as low-density lipoprotein receptor-related protein 1. Gene Ontology annotation, molecular function: protein binding; calcium ion binding. NCBI's taxonomy places the organism in Eukaryota, Metazoa, Arthropoda, Insecta, Diptera, Drosophilidae. The record is from RefSeq and is a predicted model, not a curated record. The transcript has 21 exons. Bases 80 to 14131 code for a protein of 4683 amino acids.
CAGAAAUAACAACAACAACUGCAGCAACAACAAGAGUAACAGCCGUCGCCGCAGCAGCAGGCAGCGCAGUAGCGGCAAAAUGCCGGCGACAGCGAAUUCGUGUCUGUUGUUGUUGCUGGUUUUCGUCAUCGUCGUCGCCGUCGUUGCUAGCAGCAAAUCGAAGCAGCAGGAGCAGCAACAGGAGUCCGUUUCCACAACAGCAAAAACAAAAACGCUCAGUCCCUUAACUGAGAAAGGUCCCUGUUUGCCAUCGUAUUUCACAUGCAACGAUGGCUCCUGCAUACCAAUGCGCUGGAAAUGCGAUUCCGAACUGGACUGCAAGGAUGGCUCUGAUGAGAGCAGCGAAUGUGCCAAGUCACCCAAAUGCAACGAGGGGCAAUUUCGCUGCGGCCAGAGCCUGAAAUGCAUACCCAGCAAUUGGGUAUGCGAUGGCGAAUACGAUUGCGGCAAGGGGGAUAUUUCGGAUGAGACCAAAUGUCCCGAUAGCGUUGCGCCCAAGUGUCGCGCCUUUGAAGCGGAAUGCCACAACGGCGCCUGCCUCGAGCUGUCGCGCUUCUGCGACGGCCACUGGGAUUGUGAUAACGAUGAGCUGCAAUGUGAUAAACAAAAUGUCGCCUGCGCUGCGCUCAACUGCAGCUACAAUUGCAAGCUGACGCCACAUGGGGCACGCUGCUACUGCCCCGCCGGGCAGGUGCCCGAGUCGGCCAACUCGACGCGUUGCGUCGACUACGACGAGUGCAGUGAGCCCGGCACUUGCGAUCAGCAGUGUCGCAACACGCCCGGCUCCUACGAAUGCGCCUGCAUAUCCGGCUACACCAAGCGGGGCAGCCACUGUCUGGCCAUAAAUGUGCCACCCUCGGAGCCAGCGACCCUAUCGCUCCUGUCUGCAGGCACCAUACAACGCAUCAGCACUGCCGUUAAUGGCACCGGAGCUGGACAACUGCUGUCCACACAGAAGGUGAAUAUGCUCGCCUACGAGGUUUGGCAUCGCAAUCGCACGCUCUGCAUGAUGCAAAAGAUGUCGCAGCUGACCAUACAGUGCCAGCGCAUCGACGACGCCAACGUUAAUUGGACGCUGCCUGUCUCAGCAUUUAACUCGCCGCAUCAGAUUUUUGUCGAGAUGCGCCUGGACUGGCUAUCGGGCAAUUGGUAUUUCCUAAACGAGCGCGACGGCAUGGUCUAUCUGUGCAGCAAUGCGGUCACCUUUUGCCGCCUCAUACUGCAGCAGGUGGAGGAGCCCUCGUCUCUGGUGCUAGACCCAACCAAGGGCUAUCUCUUCUACACAGACGGAUCGCCCAGCCUAUCGCGUGCUCUGCUCGACGGCAGCAAUCGCACAACACUCGUCAACACGCAGAUUUAUCAUCUGAGUAGCGUUACAUUGGAUUUGGCCAGUGAGCAUGUCUACUGGAUUGAUGAAUACAAGGACGUCAUUGAGCGUGUCAACUAUGAGGGACAGCAGCGUUGGGCAUUGAAAAAGUCACCAGAUUCGCCGCUGCCUUUGAAGACCAUCCAGGCGGUGGAGGUAUUCGAAAACACAAUUUAUUUGGCUGCCUGGACGGACCAUGCCAUCGUUGGCCUCGACAAAUUUACGUUGAAGGCGCGCGUGCUGCUGGCGAAUGUGACACGCGGCACACAUUUUCGCAUUUUCCAUCGCCAGAAGCAGCCGGAGGUGGCGCAUCCGUGCCGGGAGAACAACGGCAAUUGCAACCAGAUUUGUGUGCCGCUUUGGACGCGUGGAUUUGCGAGCGCCAAGUGCCUCUGCACUGCCGGCUAUAAAUUGCACAAUCAGACGACCUGUUUGCUUUCCGCGCACGAUAAAUUUUUGGUGUACACCGACAAGCGUUUGGUUCGCAUCACCGGCGUGCCACUGGGCACCGAACAGGUGCAGCAGCUCGAACAGCUCGGCGAGGAGCCCGACGUAAUGGUGCCCAUUUGCAAUGUGACCGCCCCGAAGGCCAUCGAUGUAAAUGUGCGUGGCAAAUCCAUUUUGUAUGUGUUACCCGAUCAGGAGGCAUCCCUCAGCUCCCUUGAGCUCGUGUACGCCAUCAAGAGCCAGUCCCUGAACGGCAGCGUUUCGCGUACCCUGUCCACGGGCUGGCGCAAGGUGCGUGCCAUGGCUUACGACUGGGUCAACGACCAUUUGUAUUGGACUGAAUACAAGAAGCUCCAUGUCGCCCCCCUGCGUAACAUGAGCAAAGUUCUCACCUUCAACGUUGAUUGCAAUCCCAUGUCAUUGGAAUUGGAUCCCGGAACGGGGCUACUCUACUGGACGCAGUGGGCGCUGACGUCGUGCGAGGCGGGCAUCUACAGCGCUUGGAUGGAUGGCACCCACAAGGAGCUGUUGGCUACAUCUACGGAUGAGCUGAGCAUGCGUUGGCCGCGCAGCUUGGACGUGGAUAGACGCACGAAACGCAUCUAUUGGUGUGACUUCAAAGUGGGCACCAUCGAACGUAUGAAACUGGAUGGCACUGGUCGCGAGCUGCUUUUCAAGUCGGAGCAGUUUCAUCCAUUUGCCAUGGUCCAGCACAAUGGAGUUGUCUACUGGGUGGAUAACAUAAAUUCGACCAUUUGGCGGUUUCAUGUGCAUCAUGCCAACAUGACGAGCACUUUCAGCUCCACGGUGCAUCUGCAGUCCAGUGGCAAUGCCAUCGAUUUGCGCAUCUUUGAUGUGGCCACGCAGCCCUUGCCGCAAACGCCCAGCUCCUGUGCGCUGUCCAAAUGUCCUGGCAUGUGCCUGAACACGCCCAAAGGCGCCAUCUGCCGCUGUCCAAAUGGCUAUACACUGAAUGGCACCGGCACUCAUUGUAUACCACAGCUGACGCCGUCGACGCAGGGCCGCUCCAACUGCACCUCGGGGCACCAGUGCCGCAGCACUGGACAGUGUAUCGAUGGCAAGGAUCUGUGCGAUGGCUUCGAGGACUGCGACGAUGGCAGCGACGAAACCAAUGACACAGAAGGUCCAUGCAAUCCAAAAUACUGUAAUAAGAAGUUGUACUUUGCGUGCAACGGCCGUUGCUAUCAGCGCGCAUUGCUGUGCAGCUCCAUUGCCUACUGCUCGGACGGAUCGGAUCAGCUGAACUGUGAGCACAACACCUGCAACAGUAAUGAGUUUACCUGCGAUAAGAGCGGCCGUUGCAUUCAGUUCACGUGGGUCAACGAUGGUGUCGUCGAUUGUGGACCCGACGACUCAUCCGAUGAAUCAUUCAAUUUGGACAUCCAGUGCCCCGAGUUCGACUGUGGCAAUGGACACUGUCGACAGUUCUCCGAUGUCUGUGAUGGAGUAAAUAAUUGCGGCAACAAUGCGGAUGAGGCAGCCUGCGAGCACGAAUGUGGCCACGGGGAGAGCUACUGUCGCCCCAUUGGCUGCUAUGGCGAUAUGCAAAUUUGCGAUGGCAUUAACGACUGUGAGGACUUUAGGGACGAGGCUAAUUGUAACCAGACCAAGAGUGACAACCAUCCGCUGAGCGGUUGGAAGAAACUUGGUGAAUGUGCACCUUUUGAGUUCGCUUGUUCAGAUCCAUUCGAAUGCAUACCAGAGUUCCUGCGCUGCGACGGCAUCAACCACUGUUUUGACAAAACGGAUGAAGUUAACUGCACUCAGCUGCAUCCGACCAAGUUUGACACAAACGAGACGGUCAUCUGUGAGCAUCCCGAUCGCUUGUGCGGCUUCAGCAACAAGUGCAUUGCCGUGAGCCAACUUUGUGACGGGCACAAUGACUGUGAGGAUACCACAGACGAGGGCUUCCUUUGCGCUGAUGAGCUGUGCAACCAUGGCCACGAGUGUUCGCACAACUGUCACAACACGCCCGAGGGUUACAUCUGCUCCUGCCCAUCCCACUUGUACUUGCAGCCCAAUGGCAAGCGCUGCAGCAUGCAGCAUGCUUGCGAGCACUGGGACACUUGCUCGCAGGUGUGUGAGAAUAAUGGCAAAAGCUAUGCCUGCCAGUGCCUCGAAGGCUAUGACCUGGCCUACGACAGGUUCACGUGCAAGAGCACAGCUCCGGAUGAGCCGUAUGUUAUCUUUACGGAUCGCCAAGAUAUACGUGGCAUCAAUUUAAAGACACUGACUGCCAGCAGCUUUUACAAUGCGGUCCGAAAUAUUAUUGCUCUGGACUUUCUGUACAGCAACGAGUCCAGCUUGGAUAUUUUCUGGACAGAUGUCAUCGAUGAUAAGAUCUAUCGCGGUCAGCUGGUUGGCGAAAGCUUGCGCGAUGUGGAGGCCGUAGUGCAUUCGGGUCUGUCGACGACGGAGGGCUUGGCUGUGGAUUGGAUAGGCAAAAAUCUCUAUUGGAUUGACUCGAAUAUGGAUCAAAUUGAAGUGGCCAAACUGAAUAGCAGCUUUCGCAGAACUCUGAUUGCUGGCAACAUGGAGAGUCCACGUGCCAUUGCUCUAGAUCCGCGUGAGGGUUUGCUGUUCUGGACCGACUGGGAUGACAAUUCGCCGCGCAUUGAACGCUGCAGCAUGGCCGGAGAGGGUAGGCGCACAAUAUCUACCAAUUGGCAGCUAAGCGCCGGCUGGCCCAACGGCUUGACGCUGGACUAUACUCAGAAGCGUGUCUAUUGGGUCGAUGCCAAAUCGAAUUCAAUAUGCAGCACCAAAUACGAUGGCUCCGAGCAUCAUGUUGUGCUGCACAGCAAGGAGAUGCUGGCCCAUCCGUUUGCCAUCUCUGUGUUCGAGAACUAUGUGUACUGGACGGACUGGAGCACGACGUCUGUGAUACGCGCCAACAAAUGGAAUGGCAGCGAUGUGCAGGUGCUACAGCGCACACAUACCCAACCAUUUGGCAUACAAGUGCUGCACUCAAGCCGCCAGCCCUGGGAUCGCAAUCCAUGCGGCGAUAACAAUGGCGGCUGCUCCCAUCUCUGCCUGCUGAGCGGCAGAGGCACCUUCAAAUGCGAAUGCCCACAUGUGAUGCGCUUGGAUCCGGCUAAUGAGCGAAACUGUGUGCCCAAUGAACAGAUUUUGCUAUUUGUCAUGGGCGAGGAGAUACGUGGCAUUGACUUGCAACAGCCCAAUCAUCAUACUAUACCCACCAUACGGCAGUCCCCUAGGCUUGUGGCGCCACAACGCAUUGACUUUCUGGUAGAGGAUAGUCACAUCUAUUGGUCCGAUAUACAGCAGAAUGAGAUCGCCAAAGCGGGCAUAUCCAGCGGACUGAUUGGGCCCAUUAUCAACACGAAUAUCGAUAAGCCUUACGGCUUUGCUAUUGACUGGAUUGCCAAGCAUAUGUAUUUUUCCUCGGGUCAAUUUGUUGGCACCAUACUAGCCAGCAAUCUGCAGGGCGAAUAUACCACCCACAUACACGAGAACCUCAAUAUGGUGGACAGCAUUGCCCUGGAUCCAGCUAAUGGCAAAAUGUAUUGGAUACACUCCACACAUGACUCCACGCUGUGGAAGCUGGAGCAAUCGAACCUGGAUGGCUCCGAUCGCGUGCUCAUACACAAGCACAACAAUAGCAUGCAGAGUUUGACCAUGGACUUUGACUCGCAGCGUUUGUAUUAUGCCUACGACAACUCGGGCAUUGCCUACUACGAUAUACCGAAGAAUGAGACACACAUCGUGUUGGAGGCCAGCCCCAUCACCUCAGUCAACUCCCUGACGGUCUACAAUGGCACACUCUACUUUCCCGAGAACAUUCAGAGCGUCAUUAUGCACUGCGAGAAGGAGCAGUGCUUGAACAUGUCCUUCCUGCGUGUCAAUACAAAGAGCAUUCAGAGCAUGAAAAUGUACUAUGCAGAUGCACAGACGGGCACUAAUACCUGUGCUGGGCCCUUGCGUGGUGGCUGCGAGCAGCUUUGCCUGGCCACGUCGGCCACGGAUCAUGUGUGUCGUUGCGCUCUGGGCUACGAUGUGGAGCCGACCAAUCCAACGCGUUGCAUACCACGAGCUGAGUUUAUAUUUUACUCCAUUGAUGUGUUGCAGGGCGUCGAAAUGAUUGAUCCCAGUGAACAGUUUGAGACACCCAAACCGGCGCUCGUGCCAAUCUCACGCAUUAGCUUUGCAACUUUCAUUGAGUAUCAUGCCGCUACGGAUAUGCUUUAUUGGAGCGACAGCGAAUUGGGAACCAUCUCGCGCGUGCGUCGUGAUGGCACGCAUCGUGAGACCGUGCUGGAGGCCAUCAAUUUGGCUGAGAUUAAGCAUCAGGAUUGGCUGGGCGGCAUUGCCAUUGACUGGAUUGCGGGCAACAUUUACUGGAGCGACAUGAAACGAAACAUAAUUGAAGUCUCCCAUCUGGAUGGCAGCAAUCGCUACGUGGUUGUUGCCAAUGUUGAAAAACCCACUGUCUUGGCUGUGGACCCAGUGCAAGGCAUGCUUUUCUUUGCUACCGAUCUGUACAUUGGACGUACCGGACUGGAUGGCAGCCAACUGUUCGUGCUGGUCAAUAAGACAAACAGCAAUUGGUCAGUAAACAGUCUAAUUGUGGACAUGGAUGCGACGAAGGUCUAUUGGUGCUCUAGAAAUGCACUAAUGAAGGUGGAUUAUGAUGGCAAUUUACGUGAAGAGCUUCUAAAUGACACGGUCAACGACAUUGUGGCAUUGGCCAAGCUGGGAGAUUAUCUCUACUGGGCGGGCAACUCGUACAGUAGAGGUGUCAUUAAGGUAGCCCCGCUGGCCAACUUGUCGCAAGCCCGUGAGAUAAUCAAAACCGAACAGGACGCCAUCACGGAUCUUAAAAUAUACUCGAAGCGUGUACAGCACGGAACCAAUCUAUGUGCUCAGAACAACGGCGGCUGCGAGCAGCUGUGUCUCUUCAAUGGCACCAAUGCCGUAUGCGCCUGCUCAUACAGCCGACUCGCCGCUGAUGGCAUGGCCUGUGAACCUUACGACAACUUCCUGCUGUUCAGCUAUCGCAGCAACAUUGAGAGCAUCCAUAUGACGGAGCACGCUAACAAGAACUGGCCCGUGCAGAUCAUCACGAAUGAGACGCUGAUGCGGAAUGUAGUUGCCAUCAGUUAUAAUUACGAAGCGCAACUAGUUUACUACUCGGAUGUCCAACUGAGCACCAUCAAUCAGGUGCAUUUCAAUGGCAGCGGUCAGCGACAGCUGAUCAAACAGCAGGGACGUGUCGAGGGUCUGGCCUAUGAUAUCGUCAACGAUCAGCUGUUCUGGACGUCGAAUAACGAUGCAGCCAUACGUAGCCUGGAGCUGCAGUACUUGUCACCCCAACCCGAACAGAACAUGCAGCAUGUGCGCAAUGUCCUCAGGUUGCAGAGCAAGGACAAGCCGCGCGGCAUUUCGGUGGAGCCGUGCCUGGGCAUGAUCUACUGGACCAACUGGAACGAGCAAUCGCCAAGCAUACAGCGUGCUUAUCUCACGGGCUAUGGCGUGGAGCGCAUCAUACGUACCGAUAUCAAAAUGCCGAAUGCCCUAACUCUGGACUUGGAGCAGCAGCAACUGUACUGGGCCGAUGCGCGUCUGGAUAAGAUUGAACGCGUCAACUAUGAUGGCACAAAUAGAGUGGUGCUCGCACACACAACGCCCAAGCAUGCUUUUGCCAUGGCCGUGUACGGAGAUCUGCUCUUCUGGACGGACUGGGUGCUGCACGCAGUGGUGCGGGCCAAUAAAUAUACUGGAACGGACGUGCUCUUCUUGCGCGAGAACGUGGCUCGGCCCAUGGGCAUCAUAGCGGUGCAAAACAGCAGCAUCAACUGUGAUGCGAAUCAGUGUAAGAUACUCAAUGGCCUCUGUGAGGAUGUCUGCAUACUGAGCAAGAACGGCAUGGCCAGCUGCCACUGCACACAGGGCGUGCUGGCGCCCGAUGGACGUCGCUGUAUCGCGCCGAUGCACACGAAUUGCGGCAAGUCUCAGUACAACUGCCAUUCGGGCGAGUGCAUACCACUGGAGCUGACCUGCGACAAUGUUACCCACUGUUUGGAUGGCUCCGAUGAGCUGCGCAACUAUUGCGUGAUCCGAAAGUGCCCAGAGAACUAUUUCAUGUGCCAGAAUCAUCGCUGCAUUGCACAGGAGCAGACCUGCGAUGGACUGCAGCAAUGUGGCGACGGCAGUGAUGAGACGACCCUGUUGUGCAAGUGCCAGCCCGAGCAGUUUCGCUGUGGCAGCGGCGAGUGCAUCUCGCGCUCCUUCGUCUGCGACAAUAUGCGCGACUGUCGCGAUUUCAGCGAUGAGAAGCAGUGCGCCCAGAGAACGUGUGAGCAGGGCGACGCCUUAUUUGAGCACUGCGAGAGUAGCACACUUUGCAUAAUGCCCUCUUGGCGCUGCGAUGGCGAAUCGGACUGCCCCGAUGGCACAGAUGAGCUGGGCUGCAGCAACAACACGCGCGCCACCUGCGAACUGAAUCAGUUUCGUUGUGCGAACGGGCACUGCAUUGCGUCCGGCUGGCGCUGUGAUGGCGAGAACGACUGCAUGGAUAAUGUCGGGGAUAAGGGCAGCGAUGAGCUCAACUGCCGCUCCAGCUGCCAGGUGAAUCAGUUUAGCUGCGACAACGGCUGCAUACCCAGCAGCUGGCAGUGCGAUGGGAAAAGCGAUUGCGAGGAUGGCACCGACGAAGGUCCGCAGUGUCCCAAUCGUUCCUGUCGCGCCCAUCUGUUUCAGUGCAAGAGCUCGGGGCGUUGCAUACCACAGAAAUGGGUGUGCGAUGGCGAAAAGGAUUGCCCCAGCAACGGCGACGAGGGCUCCGAAGAUGAGGGUCCGCACUGCGGAGGCGUUUCGCACAUACCCGAUUGCCAGCCACCUGCCUUCCUAUGCAGCACUGGUCAGUGCAUAGAUUCUCAUUAUGUGUGCGAUGGCGACGAGGACUGUCCCGGCGGGGAUGAUGAGUACGAUGGCUGUGAGCCGCUCUACCAUGCGCAUGCUUGCCCAGGCGGUGCGCUAAUGCAUCACUGUCAGGAUGGCCUGUGCAUCUACAAGAACCAGACGUGCGAUGGCAAAGCUGACUGCGGCGAUGGCUCCGAUGAGCUGCCGUCGCUCUGCAUGCACACGCGAGCGUGCAAUGGCGCCGAUGACUUUCGCUGCAAGAAUGGGGCCUGCAUCAGCGCGGACUUGUUGUGCGACAGGCGCAAUGAUUGCGGCGACUUUUCGGACGAGCAGCUCUGCAAUGAGAACGAGUGCCUCAAUCCGGAUAUCUGUGAGCAUGAGUGCGUGGACAAGGUGGUGGGCUAUGAGUGCCGUUGCAGGCCCGGCUACAAACUGCUGCCAAAGAGUCCUCAUCUGUGCACGGACAUUGAUGAGUGUGCCGAGCAGCAGCCCUGCUCCCAGACCUGCAUCAAUACGUACGGCUCGUACAAAUGCCUGUGCGCCAAGGGCUAUGAGCUGCGCGAUCACCACACCUGCAAAGCGACCAGCAAUGUCACCAUGAAGCUAAUCUUCUCCAAUCGCUACUACAUCCGGCAGGUGAACCAGACGGGCAACGGCUCCAUACUCAUACACUCACUGUCCAAUGCCGUGGCCCUGGACUUCGACUGGGAUAGUCAGUGCUUGUAUUGGUCAGAUGUUACUAGCACCGUGGGCACCAUAAAGCGCUACUGCCCGCUGGAGAACAAGACCCAAACGCUACACCAGGCCAUGCUCAAGAAUCCCGAUGGACUCGCUGUUGAUUGGGUGGCCAAAAACUUGUACUGGUGCGACAAGGGCUUGGACACUAUAGAGGUCUCUCAGCUGGACGGCAAGUACAGGCGAGUGCUCAUCAAUGAGCAGUUGCGGGAGCCGCGCGGCAUUGCCUUGGAUCCCUAUCAGCGGCACAUUUACUGGUCCGACUGGGGCGACAAUCCGCAUAUUGGCAAAGCGGGCAUGGAUGGCUCACAGCCGCGCAUGAUCAUACGCGAGAAUCUGGGCUGGCCCAAUGCCCUGACCAUUAGCUUCGAAACACAACAGCUGUUCUGGGGUGAUGCCAGAGAGGACACGAUUUCGGUCAGCGACUUGGAUGGCAAUCAUACGCGUCUGCUGUUGGCGCGCAGCAUCAAUCCCAGUUUGAAUCUGCAUCAUAUAUUUGCCAUUGCCGUGUGGGAGGAUCGCAUCUAUUGGUCGGACUGGGAGACCAAGUCCAUUGAGUACUGCAACAAGUACGACGGUCAGAAUUGCUCCACGCUUAUCACGACAAUACACAGGCCGAUGGACUUGCGUGUCUAUCAUCCCUAUCGCCAGCAGCAGCCAAUCAGUGGCAAUCCGUGCCUGCAUGCCAACUGUUCGACCCUCUGUUUGCUCUCGCCGGAAGCGCCAUACUACAAGUGCGCCUGCCCCAAUAACUUUGUGCUGGCCGAGGAUGGACGCACCUGCCGGGCCAACUGCACGGCGGCCCACUUUGAGUGCGUGAAUACGUACAAGUGUAUACCGUUCUAUUGGCGCUGUGACACGCAAGACGAUUGCGGCGAUGGUAGCGAUGAGCCAGAGACUUGCCCGCCUUUCCACUGCGAACCGGGCCAGUAUCAGUGCAGCAACAAAAAGUGCAUACAUCCAUCGGGAAUUUGCGAUGGGGUCAAUCAGUGUGGCGACAGCUCAGAUGAGCUCAACUGUGAUAAGUUCACCUGCUUUGAGAAUCACCUGAAGUGCGAGGCAACCGCCAACAGUUCCGCCUUCUGUGUGGACGGUGUGAAGCGUUGCGAUGGCGUCAAGGACUGUCCAGGCGGUGACGACGAGGCUGGCUGUACGCCACUUGUCUGCAAGAAGGGUCAAUUCCAGUGCGGCAACAAUCGCUGCAUGCCCUACGUCUGGGUCUGUGAUGGGGACAUCGACUGUGUCGACAAAUCCGAUGAGACGAAUUGCGAUCACGUUUCCUGUGGACCCAGUGAUUUUCAAUGCGAUUCGGGUCGCUGCAUACCGCUUACUUGGCGCUGCGAUGACGAGGUGGAUUGUCCGAAUGGUGAGGACGAACCGGCCAGCUGCCAUAGCUCGAAAGCCACCUGUGAUCCCACUUACUUUAAGUGCAACAACUCCAAGUGCAUACCCGGCCGUUGGCGAUGCGAUUAUGAGAACGAUUGCGGCGAUGGCAGCGACGAGCUCAACUGCCAAAUGCGCAACUGCUCCGAGAGCGAAUUCCGUUGCGGCACAGGCAAGUGCAUAAAGCACGAUUUCCGCUGUGAUGGCGAGAUUCACUGCGACGACAGCAGCGACGAAAUCUACUGUAAUAUCACCUGCAAGCCCAAUCAGUUCAAAUGUGCUGCAUUUAAUACCUGCAUCAACAAACAAUAUCAAUGCGAUGGCGAUGACGACUGUCCAGAUGGCUCCGAUGAGGUUAACUGCACUUGUCCGCCGGAUCAUUUCACCUGCGGCAACGGCAAGUGCAUUAUGUCGCGCUGGAAGUGCGAUGGCUGGGAUGAUUGCCUCGAUGGCAGUGACGAGAGCUUUGACACCUGUGCCCAUGUGCAUUGCCACUACAACGCCUUUAAGUGCGCCAACCUGUUGUGUAUACGGAAAUCGGCUUUGUGUGAUGGCGUCAACGAUUGUGGCAACAACGAGGAUGAGUCGGAUCAAGUGUGUGCAGCAUUGCCCAAGUGCCGGCAUGAUCAGUUCCAGUGCGAGAAUGAUGACUGCAUCUCGAAGAACUUCCGCUGCGAUGGACAAUACAAUUGCAUAGAUGGCUCCGACGAGAUGAACUGCCAGCCGCCCGUCUGUGGCUUCGGCACCUGCUCACAGAUUUGCAUUGAAAAGAAGGCCGGUCACUACAACUGUAAAUGUACGACGGGCUAUUACAAGGGCGGUGCUAAGAACGCAACGUGCUUGGCAUCUGGGCCAGAUCUGAUACUUCUGUUGGCAUCGGAGCAAGAGUUCCGUUUCAUAUUGCCAGCCAAACAGGAGGGCACCACUGUCGUUGGCUUCUUCCAGACGGACAGUCUUAAAAUUGAUGUGUUCGACAUACUUAUCAGACCGAAGGACACGUUACUCUUCUGGAUUGACUCGCAUCAUGGCAAGGUGCAUACCAUGAAAAUUGCCACGCCUCACGUGGAAGGCACCGGCGUACGCGUACGUCGUGAUCUCAAAGAACUGACUGCAUUCAAUAUACCCGAUCUGGAUGACCCCAAGUCUUUGGCAGUGGAUUGGAUAACCCAAAUGGUUUACAUCGUCGAUUCACGUCACAAUCAAAUCAUUGCCACUGACAUCGAGGGCAAGAAGUAUAUCUCUUUGGUAUCCACGGGCAUGAAUCCAACGGAUAUUGUGCUGGAGCCCGAAUCGCGUGUUAUGAUUUGGUCCACUCUAGAGAAUGGCAUCUUGGUGGCCUCAAUGGAUGGCACCAACAAGAAGAGCCUAGUGGAGCGUGAUGUCGGCUGGCCAAUUAGCCUCUCUAUAGACUAUCCAACUGGACGCCUAUAUUGGGCGGACUAUCGCAAGGGCACAAUUGAGACGUGUCGCUUAAAUGGCAAAGAGCGUAAUGUGGUGCGACGCUUUGGCAAUCGCGAGAAGCCGCAAAAGAUUGAUGUAUUUGAGGAUUAUCUGUAUAUCAAGCUGUACGACCAGACCAUCAUUAAGAUGAACAAAUUUGGCAACGACAACGGCACCUAUUUGCUAAAGGGCUACCGCUCCUCAGACAUUGGCAUACUGCAUCCCAUGAAACAGAAUCGAAAUAUAAGCAAUCCUUGCGGUAAGGAUCCGUGCAAAGCUCUACGCGCACUCUGCAUACUGUCGACAGAAUCGGCCAACGGCUACAGCUGCAAGUGCCCCAAUGAGUAUGUGAUGACCGAGGAGGGCGUUUGCAAGGCACACACCGAUAUACCCAACUACUGUCCGCUGCUCUGCAACUUGGGCACUUGCCAGGUGAUAAAUCAUGUGCCCAAAUGCAUUUGCCAACCACAAUAUGAGGGCGAGCUUUGUGAACAUUAUCGCUGCUCCGGCUACUGUCUGAACUUUGGCCUGUGCACGGUGGCACCACAGUUGCCAGGCAUGCAAGAGCCUCCGCCACUUAAGUGCACCUGCCCGCCCAACUGGUCAGGCGCACGUUGCGAGGUGUCCGUCGCAGACUGCCAGAGCCGUUGCCACAAUGGCGGCUCGUGCCUGGUCACCGAGGCCGAAGGAAUGAAGUGUAGCUGCCCAGACAUGUAUGUGGGAGAUCAAUGCGAACACUGCCUCAAUCUGACCUGUGAGAAUGGCGGCAUUUGCCGCGAGACGCUGACCGGCGCACCACAAUGCGAGUGCCCAGAUGGCUUUACGGGCAAACGCUGUGAGUUCAAUGAGUGCGCAGAUUAUUGCAGUAAUGGUGGGACCUGCAUCAUUGGUGCUAAGGGACAACGUCAGUGCAAGUGUCCGAGUGGCUUCUAUGGCGAGCAGUGUGAAGCGAACUCAUGUCGCGACUUUUGUCAGAAUGGCGGCACCUGUAUGGAUCGUGGACACCGGCUGAGCUGCACCUGCCCCACGCGCUACAUUGGCGAUCGCUGUGAAUCGGAUCUGUGCAAGACCUCAAUACCGCCGCACUUCUGUGACACGUCACAGCAGCCAACGCGGAAUCCCUGCACUGGCAUCAUUUGCCAAAACUCGGGCACAUGUCAUGUGGUCAAGGGCAUCGCCAUGUGCAACUGCACAGAUCAAUGGAACGGAGAAUUUUGCACGACCAACGUAGGCGAUGACAACCCGUGCGUUCGCUACUGUGCCAAUGGUGGUCUCUGCCACCUCAAUCAAUAUAGAUUGCCUCACUGUACCUGCAUCGGCGAAUGGCAAGGCGAUUUCUGUGAUCUGCCGCCGCACUGUGUGGGCGAGUGCAGCGUCUGUCGCACGGGCAGCUCCAUCAAUGAAUGUUUGUGCGACAACAAACGGGUGGUGCCCUGCCUAGCCGAAAGCGCUGUGGCUCUCAGUGGAGAGCAGCACCACAGCGAAUCGGCCGGCAUAUUGUCUGUACUGGCGGUGCUCUUGGUGGUCACAUUGGUGCUGAUGCUCUUUGGGGCUGUCUUUUAUUUCCUCAAAAAACAUCGCAUUGCACAGCCAUUCUCACAUGCUCGGCUCACUGACAAUGUGGAGAUCAUGUUGACCAAUCCAAUGUACCGAGGGGAUGCCGAUGAAGCACCGCCCUUCGCUCACGAAGAUGACAAGGGCAACUUUGCGAAUCCCGUGUACGAAUCGAUGUAUGCGGAUGCCAUAGCGGAGCCGGCGAUUGCAGAAAGUGCGCACAGCAUGGCGCCGGAUGAGAGAAAGGGUCUCUUGCAGCACACGCACGAUGAGACUCUGAUGAUUGAGCCGUGUCAGCCAUGAUCACGAGCUGUGCUAAGCACAGUCACAGAUUGUUGUACACUUAAAACACACAUACUCAAGCACACAUUUAAAUCCAAAUGCAAACCGACUUGAACACGAACAAUGGACUGAUAGCGUAGCCAUAUUACGAAUUUUGUAAACUUUUUUAUUUGUAUACAAUUUCCUUUCUUUUUGUAACGUGCAUGAAGAGAAGGUGAAGGGGAGUCGGAGAGUGCCGCCCAUCCAAAGAGCGCUGAAACUAAUUGCAACCGUGGUAUCUCCUGGCUUCUCGUUUAAUGUCCUUAAGAAUGAUGUCCUUAUACUAUAAAUUUAAACAUUUCUUUUCACUGUUUUAGUUGUUGUUCUGUUUAAGCGCCUUUCUCUAAUUGUCACAAAGUUACAACAAAUUUGCCUUCCUUAUAUUGAUUUAAUUUUAUAAA